Messenger RNA from Hirundo rustica (Barn swallow), 6652 nucleotides. RefSeq names its product TEK receptor tyrosine kinase (gene TEK). The record is from RefSeq and is a predicted model, not a curated record. The transcript has 23 exons. Gene Ontology annotation, cellular component: plasma membrane; signaling receptor complex. Gene Ontology annotation, biological process: positive regulation of phosphatidylinositol 3-kinase/protein kinase B signal transduction; angiogenesis; cell surface receptor protein tyrosine kinase signaling pathway. Bases 180 to 3566 code for a protein of 1128 amino acids. Gene Ontology annotation, molecular function: ATP binding; protein binding; transmembrane receptor protein tyrosine kinase activity. Lineage: Eukaryota; Metazoa; Chordata; Aves; Passeriformes; Hirundinidae.
UAAACUCCCUGUACUCAGACGGCAAUGAGACUGUUCCAGCCUGCGCCAGUGCUCUGAUUUCUUGCCUGUGACUUGUAAACAGCAUACCAUGCAGGACAAGAGUAACUGCUAAAGGUCUACCCAGGGAAAGGAUACUGCAUGAGCAACUGUAAGAACUGGAUGGAUAUACUUUGGAAAGCAUGGACCCUCUAGCACAUCUAGUUCUCUAUGGAUUCAGCCUGUUGAUUUCAGGUAAAGUAGAAGCAGCGCUGGACCUCAUACUGAUCAAUUCCUUCCCUCUGGUGGGCAACUCUGAGACAUCACUUAUAUGUGUCACUUCCAAAUGGCGUUCCCGUGAGUCUAUCACCAUAGGCCGGGACCAGGACGAUGUAGCAAACCAGCACCGAGAACCGCUGGAAGUUAAUGAAGACUCCAAGAGAGCAGCAGCCAAAACAGUCGUGUGGAAGAGGGAACAGGCCAGUGAAACUAUUGGAGCAUAUUACUGUGAAGGGAAACUCAAGGAUGAGGUGAAAAGGAUACAUACCAUGAAGAUGCCACUGGGAGCUUCAUUCCACCCAGUGGCAUUAACUGUUACAGCAAAUAAGGGAGAGCAUGUGAACAUUUCCUUCAUCAGAAUGGCAUCAAAAGAGGAAGAUGCAGUGAUCUACAAGAAUGGCUCCUUCAUCCACUCUGUGCCCAGGCAUGAAGUGCCAGGAGAACUGGAAGUCUCCUAUCCUCAAGUUCAGCCACAGGAUGCAGGGGUUUACUCUGCCAGAUAUAUAGGAGGAAACCUUUUUACUUCUGCUUACACAAGGCUUAUUGUAAGACGAUGUGAAGCUGAGAAAUGGGGCCCUUCCUGUAGCUUCCACUGCCCUUCCUGCACAAACAAUGGCAUUUGUCAUGAAGAUACAGGGGAAUGCAUCUGUCCUCCAGGUUUUAUGGGCAAAACAUGUGAGAAAGCUUGCGGAGCCAACAGAUUUGGCAAAACAUGUGAAGAGACCUGUAAAGAAAAUUACGGCUGCAGAAACUUUAUGUUCUGUCUACCAGAUCCAUAUGGUUGUUCUUGUGCCACAGGAUGGAUGGGACUGGAAUGUGAUAAAGAAUGCAAACCUGGGUUUUAUGGGUCAGAUUGCAAACUCAAAUGUAAUUGCCACAAUCGAGGAACAUGCGACAGAUUCAAUGGCUGCAUCUGCUCCCUUGGAUGGCAUGGUCUGCAAUGUGAAAAAAAAGGUUCAGCAGAACUUUCGCCUCAGAUAGUAAACUUACUAGAUCCUGUGGAACUCAAUUCUGGUGUCGAGUUCAAGCCAUUUUGUAUAGCAACAGGGAUGCCACUUCCUAAAUCUGAAGAAUUCAAACUCUUGAAGCAAGAUGGAACUGUCCUAAGGCCUGAUGAAAUUUCUACCAGUAAUCGUUCUGAAGCCAUGUUUCGAAUUAAUCGAAUCCUGCCCGGUGAUACAGGAACUUGGGUUUGCAGUGUGCAGACUGUAGCAGGAAUGGCAGAGAAACCAUUUCAAGUUACAGUUAAAGUUCCUCCUGUGCCACAGUAUGCCCCAAGGCUGACAGAUAAAGGACACAAUUUUCUCAUCAUUGAUAUCAAUGCUGAGUUACACAAUGGAGAUGGACCAGUUGUGUCAACAAAACUUCUGUACAAGCCAGCAAAACGUUAUCAAUCCUGGAUGUCUGUGGAAGUAAAAGGCACAACUAAAAGACUGGACAAUCUGGAACCCAAAACUGAGUAUCAGUUCUGUGUUCAGCUGAGUCGGCAAGGGGAAGGUGGGGAAGGCCAUCCUGGACCACAGGCCAGCUUCACAACAGCUGCACUUGGUCUUCCUCCACCAGAAGGUAUCACUCUCUUUCCAAAAAGUAUGACAUCACUGAAUUUGUCAUGGCAUCCUUUAACACUGAGGACAGAGGAUGAUAUUCGUGUUGAAGUGGAAAGGAAGAGCGUGAAUGACAACGGUGACGAGAGCAGUGUUAUUACUCAAGUGCCAGGAAAUAUGUCCACCUUGAUCAUUAAAGAUCUUGAGCCUAGACAGCAAUACAUGUGCAGGGUACGGGUGAACACCAGGUCCCAAGGAGAAUGGAGCAACUAUCUGUAUGCAUGGACUUUCAGUGACAGAAUCCCUCCUGCACCAAACAAUAUCAGGUUUUCUAACACCACAGACACAUCCUCAGUCAUCUCUUGGACAGCUGCUGAGGGUCAUUCCAUCUCCUCCAUCAUCAUCAGCUACAAAAUUUAUGGCAAGGCUGAGUACAACCACAUUGAUAUUACCAUAAAGAACACCAGCAUUACUCAAUAUCACCUCAAGGGACUCGAGCCAGACACGGUGUACCAGGUUCAGAUUAAUGCUCAGAACAACAUUGGCUUGAGCAACCCGAAUACAUCAUUUGAACUGAAGACUCUUCCAGAAACUAAAGCUCCAUAUGAAUCAAAAGGAGGCAAAAUGCUGCUUAUUGCUAUCCUUGGCUCUGCAGGGAUGACCUGUGUAACAAUUCUCCUGGCCUUUCUCAUCAUGCUGCAGUUAAAACGAGCCAACUUCCAGCGUCGAAUGGCUCAGGCUUUCCAAAAUGUGGUGAGGGAAGAGCCAGCUCUGCAGUUCAACUCAGGUACUCUCACUCUGAGCAGGAAAGCCAAAAACAGCCAAGAUCCUACUAUUUAUCCAGUUCUUGAAUGGAAUGACAUAAAAUUUCAAGAUGUGAUUGGGGAAGGUAACUUUGGGCAAGUCCUGAAAGCACGCAUUAAGAAAGAUGGCUUACGCAUGGAUGCUGCAAUAAAAAGGAUGAAAGAGUAUGCUUCAAAAGAUGAUCACAGAGAUUUUGCUGGAGAACUUGAAGUUCUUUGUAAACUUGGUCAUCAUCCCAACAUCAUAAAUCUUUUGGGAGCAUGUGAACAUAGGGGAUAUCUUUACCUUGCUAUUGAAUAUGCCCCCCAUGGAAAUUUACUGGACUUCCUUCGGAAAAGCAGAGUACUAGAGACAGAUCCAGCAUUUGCUAUUGCCAACAGUACUGCAUCUACACUUUCCUCUCAACAACUUCUGCAUUUUGCAGCAGAUGUUGCCAGAGGGAUGGACUACUUGAGCCAGAAACAGUUUAUUCAUCGAGAUCUGGCAGCAAGAAACAUCUUGGUUGGAGAAAAUUAUGUUGCAAAAAUAGCUGACUUUGGCUUAUCAAGAGGUCAAGAAGUUUACGUUAAGAAGACCAUGGGACGGCUUCCAGUGCGAUGGAUGGCAAUUGAAUCUUUGAAUUACAGUGUUUACACCACAAAUAGUGAUGUAUGGUCAUAUGGUGUCCUCUUAUGGGAAAUUGUUAGUUUAGGUGGAACACCAUAUUGUGGAAUGACAUGUGCAGAACUAUAUGAAAAACUCCCUCAAGGGUACCGACUGGAAAAGCCUCUCAACUGUGACGAUGAAGUGUAUGACCUAAUGAGACAGUGCUGGAAAGAGAAACCUUAUGAAAGACCAUCAUUUGCUCAGAUACUGGUGUCACUGAACAGGAUGUUAGAAGACAGGAAGACCUAUGUGAAUACUACCCUAUACGAGAAAUUUACUUAUGCAGGCAUUGAUUGCUCCGCUGAAGAAGCUGCUUAAGACAGGACAAAUCUUCAUUCAUUAAUGAUGUGUUACAGAAAACCUAAGUUCAAUCUGCUGGAGCUCAAAGUGUGACAUGCUGUGUAGGACUGUGUAUAGCUCUAACUAUAUAUAAUACAGCAAGAAUGUUUUACCACUGUUAUGUGUGUGUACAUCACACAGUAACCUCUGCCUUCACAGGCUACAGAAUCACAGAAUCACAGAAUCACAGAAUCACAGAAUCACAGAAUCACAGAACGUGUAGGUUGGAAGAGACCUUCAAGAUCAUCCAGUCCAACCCAUGCCUUAACACCUCAACUAGAUCAUGGCACCAAGUGCCAUAUUGAAUCUUUUUUUUUACAUACAUCCAGGGAUGGUGACUCCACCACCUCCCCAGGCGGACUAUUCCAGUACUUUAUCACUCUUUCCAUGAAAAACUUUUUCCUAACAUCCAAACUAUAUUUCCCUUUAUGCACCUUGAGACUGUGUCCUCUCGUUCUUCAAUUGCUGCCUGGAAAAACAGACCAGCCCCCAGCUGUCUACAACCACCUUUCAGGAAGUUGUAGAGAGUGAUAAGGUCGCCUCUGAGCUUCCUUUUCUCCAGGUUAAACAACCCCACCUCCCUCAGUCGUUCUUCAUAUGGCUUGUUUUCCAAGUCCUUCACCAGCCUCGUUGCCCUCCUCUGGACACGCUCAAGCAUCUCAACGUCUCUCCUAAACUGAGGGGCCCAGAACUGGACACAAUACUCAAAGGUGAGGCCUGACCGGUGCCGAGUACAGGGGAAGAAUGACCUCCCUGCUCCGGCUGGCCACCCCAUUCCUGAUCCAGGCCAGGAUGCCAUUGGCCCUCUUGGCCACCUGGGCACACUGCUGGCUCAUGUUCUGCCACUGACACCCAUACCCCCAGGUCCCUUUCCUCCUGGGCACUGUCCAGCCACACCUUUCCCAGCCUAUAACGCUUCAGGGGGUUAUUGUGGCCAAAGUGCAGGACUCGGCACUUGGACUUAUUUAACUAUCUCAGUUACAGGUUUCAUAUUCUCAGAAUCUAAGCAACCAUAUUUAUAGGGCUUUCUGCGUUCAUCCUUCCCAACAGACUUAUUUAACUCCAUCUUGUUAGACUCUGCCCAUCCAUCCAACCAUUCCAGAUCUCUCUGCAGAGCCCUCCUACCUUCCAACAGAUCGACACAUGCUCCCAGCUUAGUGUCAUCCGCAAAUAUACUGAUCAGAGAUUCAGUACCCCCAUCCAUGUCAUCAAUAAAAAUAUUGAACAGAACUGGCCCCAGCACAGAUCCAUGAGGGACACCACUGGUGCCUGGCUGCCAGCUGAAUGCAGCACCGUUCACCGCCACUCUCUGGGCCCGGCCAUCCAGCCAGUUCCUAACCCAGCAAAGAGAGCUCCUGUCCAAGCCACAGGCUGCCAGCUUAUCCAGGAGUGUAUAUACUGUCCAAAGCAGGUAUAGACUGAAGUAAUGAAAUCUGUUGAUUCAUAUGCAGGGUUUUCUCUUUUUUUUCUAGUCAUGUAGAUACAAUGUCUACAUACAUAUCAUAAUGCAUUAGGUAUUUCCAUCUUAGAGGUUUAUGUUUUCCAAGAGCUACUUGUAGCAAAGUGGUAACUUAUUGCAGUAUUCCAUAUACAUUUAAUUAUGUUUGAAACAAAAAUACUGGGCAGUUGCUGUGCAACAAUGGAAGUUGUAAUCCAGCAUGCUCAAUAAGGAUAAUUAAGACAGAUUCCUUUUUGAAUGCAAAAGUCAGCUAGUAGAAAUAAUCUUGUCAAAAGUUCUGUUUGCACUCAUAAGAUAUAAAGUAUUCUAUUGCUCCUUCAUUGCCUAGUGUGACUGUCAAGUUUUUGCCCAUAUGCAAAUAUACAUAUAUUUUGAAGUGUUUAAUGCUAUCAGAGGCAACCAUACAGCAAUAUUCAUGAAAUGUAAUGUUGAGGAGCAUACUACGUACUGUAAACCAUAUUUUUACAACUCAUCUGGAUAUACAUGGGACCUAUUCAAUUUGUAUUUAAUUUGAUAAUUUCACUGCAUAAUUAUAAAUUACUACCUAUUAUAUACAAGCAGGGCUUACUUACUUAUUUUUGUUUAUUUUAUCCUCUCAUUCUGUCUGUAGUAUGGGACGCCCUUUUAAAAAUAUCAUACUCACACACUUCGAAACAGUAAUAUUUGACCUGCCAGAAAGGUCCCUAGUCCUUAGAUAAGACAAAUAGAGACAGGAUUGGCUUGAACUUCUGGUGUCAAGCUAAGUACAAGGGAUUUGAUGGAUUUACUCUAUCCAAAUUUCACAUAAUAGCCAACUUCAUGUUUUGCACAUAUGUUCCCCUCUUGCCCUUGACUUACCAGCCCAUAACUGUUCAUCAGACCACAAUGAUUCCCAGUUGGGUGCAACAGGUCAUCCUCUAAGACAUGGAGAAAGAUGCUUGAGAGAGUGUAAGGUUUCCCAGUCUGAUUCUUACUUUGUGGAUGGGUAUGUGAUUGGUUACAAGGUGGGGUUAUCACAGCAGAAUAGAGAGUAACAUUAAUGAUAUAGACUACCCUGACUCAAAUAGAAGCACCAAGAGUCCUAUUAAGAGGGGAUAAGCCAAAAAACAAGGAUGCUGAGAUGACUUGUGUGGCCUUGAGACAGGCAGAACUUGCAUUGUAAACCAGGUGCUAGAUGUAAACUAGGAGUUUAUUGUUGGGGAUUAAAAUAAGUUUACUUAUAGAAUAUUAGAAAUUGUCUGUAUAGGUUUAAGUUUUAUUGUAACUUGCUUUUACCCUAGCAUGAGAGGGCCCUGCUCAAAACUUAGGGUAGGUGAAUUUUAAAUGAACUGUGUUACCACAAUAGCUAAGCAGGGGAGAAAACAGAGAAAGACUGGUUAUCUUCAGAUAAGGGCUGAGAUCCCGGAAGGGCACAAGACUGCCCCAAGCUGGAAGAUAAGAGCAGAUAAUGGCACAUGAACCCGGAGGAUCCAAUGAGGUGUCAGAAGACCCCAGAUCAUAAAUCACCAUAGGAAUAAGAGGCUUAUGCAGGGCACAGGACAAAAGUCGGGUUCACAGACUGUAAGGGUAUAAAGGCCCAGGGAUUUGUUUGGUCAGACUCCCACUCUGGUGGCAUCCAGCUCUAACU